This is a messenger RNA of Nothoprocta perdicaria, 857 nucleotides long. RefSeq names its product RNA polymerase II subunit D (gene POLR2D). Gene Ontology annotation, biological process: mRNA export from nucleus in response to heat stress; nuclear-transcribed mRNA catabolic process, deadenylation-dependent decay; transcription initiation at RNA polymerase II promoter. The record is from RefSeq and is a predicted model, not a curated record. Gene Ontology annotation, molecular function: translation initiation factor binding; nucleotide binding. The transcript has 4 exons. Gene Ontology annotation, cellular component: P-body; RNA polymerase II, core complex. Bases 1 to 429 code for a protein of 142 amino acids. NCBI's taxonomy places the organism in Eukaryota, Metazoa, Chordata, Aves, Tinamiformes, Tinamidae.
AUGGCGGCGGGCGGCAGCGACCCGCGCACGGCCGACGUGGAGGAGGACGCGUCGCAGCUCGUCUUCCCCAAAGAGUUUGAAAGUGCGGAAACGCUCCUGAAUUCGGAGGUCCAUAUGCUUCUUGAGCACCGCAAGCAGCAGAACGAGAGCGCGGAAGAUGAGCAGGAGCUCUCCGAGGUGUUCAUGAAAACGCUCAACUACACGGCCCGCUUCAGCCGCUUCAAAAACCGCGAAACCAUCGCCAGCGUGCGCAGUUUGCUGCUCCAGAAAAAGCUCCAUAAAUUUGAACUGGCGUGUUUGGCUAACCUGUGUCCUGAGACAGCCGAAGAAGCCAARGCCUUGAUUCCUAGCCUGGAAGGCCGGUUUGAAGAUGAGGAGCUGCAGCAGAUUCUCGACGAUAUUCAGACGAAACGCAGCUUCCAGUAUUAGGCGUAGCGCUCAGCCCCUUCGGAUGAACCCAAAAAAGAGAGAGUGGCUCAUGUUUCUUGCACUCUGGACCAGUCCAGUAACUCCCAGGCUGCAGAGUUCUCUGGUUUGGUGUCAUUCAUACACAGCUGCAUUCAAGCUGGAAAUCAGCUUAGUCCUUUUGCUUUGUUACACAUAUAAUAUUGGUAAAGACUCCUGUACGGUGAGAACCAGUAAGCCUGAAAUGUCUUUUCUCACAGCCCCUGUAUUGGUUUCUUCCAUCUCCCUCUCCCUGAUUUGGGAAUCUUCAACAUCCUUCUGGUUUUAUGUGGAAUUGUAGCUGUGAAUUAUUUUUUGUUAACUACUGAGUUUUAGGGGGAGAAGCCUCUUAUGACGAACUGUUGGAAGGCUUAGUGGUGGGAGAUUCAGGAUUAAGAUUUAUGUUUUUUUCA